Lachancea meyersii CBS 8951 is the source of this 1539-nucleotide messenger RNA. The record is from the annotation of a GenBank genome assembly. Lineage: Eukaryota; Fungi; Ascomycota; Saccharomycetes; Saccharomycetales; Saccharomycetaceae.
AUGACCGAGGCUUUAGAGAGGCACACCUUCAAGGUGUUCAAUCAAGAUUUUACUGUCGACAAAAGAUUCCAACUGAUCAAGGAAAUCGGUCACGGCGCGUAUGGAAUCGUCUGCUCGGCUAGAUUCACAGAAGCAACCGAUGAAACGAACGUUGCGAUCAAAAAGGUGACCAACAUAUUUGCUAAGACGCUACUGUGUAAGAGAUCACUUCGUGAACUAAAACUGCUACGACACUUCAGAGGUCACAAAAAUAUAACAUGUUUGUACGACAUGGACAUUGUCUUCUCUCCGGACUCGACCUUCAAUGGUUUGUAUCUAUAUGAGGAGCUGAUGGAAUGUGACGUUCACCAAAUCAUAAAGUCGGGCCAGCCCUUAACGGACGCACAUUACCAGAGCUUCAUCUACCAAAUUCUAUGUGCUUUGAAGUACAUACAUUCCGCAGACGUUCUUCACCGUGAUCUGAAGCCGGGCAAUCUACUGGUGAAUGCCGAUUGUCAGCUGAAAGUCUGCGAUUUUGGCUUGGCUAGAGGUUACUCCGAGAACCCUGUGGAAAACAACCAAUUUUUGACUGAAUACGUCGCUACUAGGUGGUACAGAGCGCCGGAAAUCAUGCUGAGUUACCAAGGCUACACCAAGGCUAUAGACAUAUGGUCGUGUGGUUGUAUCCUAGCAGAAUUACUGGGUGGCACGCCUAUUUUCAAAGGGAAGGACUAUGUGGACCAGCUGAAUAGGAUUUUACAAGUGCUGGGAACCCCGCCAGAGGAGACUCUAGAGCGCAUUGGGUCCAAAAAUGUUCAAGACUACAUUCAUCAAUUGGGCUAUAUUCCCAAAGUCCCCUUCUCGGUCUUGUAUCCGCAAGCCAAUGCUCAAGCCUUUGAUCUUUUGGAGAAAAUGCUUGCGUUCGAUCCUCAAAAAAGAAUUACAGUGGAAGAAGCUCUGGAGCAUCCUUAUUUGAGCAUAUGGCAUGACCCCAGUGACGAGCCUGUUUGCACUGAGAAAUUUGAUUUUGGCUUCGAGACUGUGAAUGAAAUGGAUCAGUUGAGGCAAAUGAUUCUAGAGGAGGUGCAAGAUUUCCGACAGUUUGUGAGAGAGCCACUGAUAGAAGAACAACAAGUACAGCAAGCACAGCAAGUACAGCAGCAGCAGGAACAGCAGGAACAGCAGGAACAGCAAGAACAGCAACUACGCCAACAUCAACAAGAGGAAACAGAACAGAGACACGGUCCGGGCCAGCAAUCACAAGGCUUCGGGGCAGGAGGGCAGCCCUCUUUGGAUAAUUAUCAAGAUGGAGACCUCAAGCAGCACAUGGUUUUCUCGCAGCCGUCAACGAAUUCCCCCGACAUUCACGACCAAUUUAUUGGCAUUCAUUCUGGUGACCUACCAGACCAUAACAUCGAUUUCCCGCCAAGACCACAUGAAAACCUACUUGCGUCGCCUUUGAACGGAAACGCAAACUCACUGGAUGCGGCUGGCUCUCUAGAUGACUUCUUAGAUCUCGAAAAAGAACUGGAGUUUGGGCUUGAUCGGAAGUACGCAUAA